AUGGUCGCGCUGGGCCUGGCCCGGCGGCAGCGCGCCGCCAAGUUGCGUCGCCUGCAAAAGCAGGAACUGGAGAAGCGCGCGACGGCGCGGCUCGGCGCCGCCGACGGCGCCGUCUACGUCGCGGCCGUGUCGCGCUUCCCCGGCGCCGGGCAGCCCCUGGGCCGCGGCGAGGCCUGGUCGUCGACGCGCGCGUCGAGCGAGGUCCCCGCGCCGCCGGCGCCGGCGCCGGCGUCGCUCUGGGCCCGCGCGCGGGCCGCGUGGCUCGACUCUCGGACCGCGUCGCGGCGGCCGCCGCGGGAGAUCGCGCGGAGCAAGGCCGCGGGCGUGCUCGCCGCCGUCGUCGUCGUCGCCCUGGGCUUCCACGGCGCCGUCGCGAGGCUCCGCGACGCGCCCCACCUCGCCGCGCCCGACGAGGCGCGCUUCGACGCCUACGGCCGCUACGUCGCCGCGGAGGCGCCCGAGACCGCGCGGUCCGCGUUCUCGCCGUCGCUCCUCAUGGUCGCCGGGAGCCGGAAGUCGGGCGCGACCUACGUGCGCCAGCUCCUCCUCGACAACCUCUACGUCGCGCCCCUCGACGCGCGGGACCACGACCACCACCUCGAGCCCGCGAUGGCCGCCGCGCGCGAAGCCGCGCGCGUCGCGGCCGCGGCGAACCCGCCGCGCGACGACCCCGGCGCGCUCCUCGAGGGUCUUUUGCGACCCGGCUCCGCCGCGGCGCGGUCGACGCUCGUCGUCUUCGUCGCCAAGGACCCCUACGCCUGGGUCGCGUCGUCCGCGCGGCGGCCGCACCCCGACGACGCGAAAGUCCGCGGCGGCUCGCGCGAGUCCGAGGCCCACGUGAAGCACCUCCUCCACGCGCGCGCCCGGGCCGCGCGCGGGGCCCUGGCCCUGCGCGACUCCCUCGCGGCCGACGGCGCCGCGGUCGAAGUCGUCGCCUACGAAGACGCGCUGCGCGACCCGGAGGCGCUCGUGUCGCGGCUCGCGGCGGCCUACGGCCUCGGCCGCCGGCGCGGGGGGCACCUCCAGCUCACGCACCACCUCACGAACGACGCCGGCGGCGCGCCGGGCGCCGCGCCGUCGCUCCAGCGCCGCGCGCGCCUCGCGUCGAGCGGCUUGUUCGUGCGCAAGGCCUACUACCUCGACCGCGACUACGUCGCCGACCUCGGCCGCAACGCGCACCACGCGAUCCGCACGCACCUCGACGCGGCGGCCGAGGCGGCCCUCGGCCUCCACGACGGCGUCGGCGACUCGCGCCGCGACGCGCGAAGAGCGCGGCGGCGGAAACGCCACCUCGUGGCCCUGCUCCGGACCCUCGACAAGCUCGUCAUGCCCGUCGUCGGCGGCUGCCUCGCCCUCCUCCUCGGCGUCUCCGCCUUCGUCUUCUGGCGCCUCCGCGGCGAGGAGCCCGCCUCGGACGGCGCCGCGGAGACCCCGGAGCCGCGGCCACCGUCGCGAGACACGCGGCGGCCGCCAGAGCUCCCGCCGCCGCCGACAGCCGCGGACCUCGCCAUCGACCGCGCGCGCCGUGCGCAGCGCGACGAGCUGCGCUGGGUCACGGACCGCGGCGCGCGAGCGGUGCCGGCGGCGCGGAAGGACGUCGCCGCCGCCGCCGCACCGCCAGUCUCGAGCUACGCGGCCAUGUGGGGAGAGCCCGAUUUCAACACCGCCGACGAUUCCACGGACUCCGACGAAGAGGAGUUCGACGUCCUCGACGAUCCGAGCUCCGAGAGCAGCGACUCGGAUUUCUAUGACUAA
This is a messenger RNA of Aureococcus anophagefferens, 1755 nucleotides long. RefSeq lists its product as hypothetical. Bases 1 to 1755 code for a protein of 584 amino acids. The record is from RefSeq and is a predicted model, not a curated record. The transcript has a single exon. NCBI's taxonomy places the organism in Eukaryota, Pelagophyceae, Pelagomonadales, Pelagomonadaceae.